Molecule: messenger RNA, 5688 nt
Organism: Cygnus olor (mute swan)
Lineage: Eukaryota; Metazoa; Chordata; Aves; Anseriformes; Anatidae
Gene: LRCH3
Product: leucine rich repeats and calponin homology domain containing 3
Exons: 23
Coding region: 18-2615 (865 amino acids)
Molecular function (GO): protein binding
Source: RefSeq, a predicted model, not a curated record
CGGGGGGCGCUCCGCGCAUGCGCAGCGCGGCACGAAGCCGGAGCGGCGGCGGCGGUGGCGACGGGGAAAUGGCGGCCGCGGGGCUGGCGGCGCCGGAGGGCGGCUCCGCCGUGAUGCCGCUGGGCGCCGCGGUGGCGACGGCGGCGGCGGUCUGUCCUCCUCCGGCGGGCCCCGGCUCGUGGAGCCGUUCCUUGGACCGAGCUCUGGAAGAAGCGGCGGCCAGCGGCACGCUCAGCUUGAGCGGCAGGAAGCUCCGCGACUACCCGCGGGCCAGCGCCGCCAACCACGACCUCAGCGACACCACCCAGGCCGAUUUGUCACGGAACAGACUGUCAGAGCUUCCAGCAGAAGCAUGUCACUUUGUCUCCCUUGAGAGCCUUAAUGUGUACCAGAACUGCAUUCGAUAUAUCCCAGAGGCUGUUUUGAACUUACAGUCUUUAACAUUUCUAAAUAUCAGCCGAAACCAGCUUUCAACAUUGCCAGUACACCUCUGUAGUCUACCACUAAAAGUUUUGAUAGCAAGUAAUAAUAAAUUGGUUUCAAUACCUGAAGAAAUAGGACAGCUCAGACAGCUGACAGAGCUUGAUGUGAGCUGUAAUGAAAUACAAACAAUACCUCCGCAGAUUGGCAAUUUGGAAUCCUUACGGGACCUAAAUGUCAGAAGAAAUCAUCUGGUGCGUUUACCUGAAGAGCUCGCUGAGUUGCCUUUGAUUCGGUUAGAUUUCUCCUGCAAUAAAAUAACAACAAUCCCAGUUUGUUAUAGGAACCUCAGACAUCUGCAAACCAUCAUGUUAGAGAACAACCCUCUCCAGUCACCCCCUGCACAGAUAUGUAUAAAAGGAAAAAUCCACAUAUUUAAAUACCUGAAUAUAGAAGCAUGCAAGAUAGCUCCAGACUUGCCCGAUUAUGAUAGGAGACCCAUGGGAUUUGGAUCUUGCCAUGAGGAACUUUAUUCCGGUCGUCCAUAUGGAGCACUUGAUUCUGGCUUCAACAGUGUGGACAGUGGAGACAAAAGAUGGUCAGGGAAUGAACCAACAGAUGAGUUUUCAGACCUCCCUUUACGUGUGGCAGAAAUCACUAAAGAACAGAGACUGCGAAGAGAAAGUCAGUAUCAAGAAAACCGGGGGAGCACAGUUGUAACUAACGGUGGAGUGGAACAUGAUCUCGAUCAGAUCGACUAUAUUGAUAGCUGUGCCACAGAAGAGGAGGAGGAAGAGGUGAGGCAACCCAAGUGCAUGGACUCAGACAGCCUCAGCUCACAAUUCAUGGCAUAUAUUGACCAGCGGCGAAUCUCUAAUGAGGGCUCCCCAGUAAAACCUGUAUCCCUAAGAGAAUUUCAAAAAACGGAAAACAGAUACUUACACCAAAAUAGGGAUACUGAUGAAUUACGAAGACCUGAAACUCUAAAUUUGGUGCAGGACAGAGAGCAUCACCAAGUACUAAGGAGUUAUGUGGACAGGACAGAGAGGCCCCCAGCUGAUUCACCGUAUUUUCUCUCUCUAUCAAGUCACCACAGUCAGGUGCCCAAUACAGAUCCCGAGCUGCACCGCAGGCACAUAGAGCGUACCCGUCGAGAGGCACAGCUAGCAGCACUUCAGUACGAGGAGGAAAGGAUGAGAACGAAACAGAUCCAGAGAGAAGCUGUUCUUGACUUUGUUAAACAAAAAGCAUCUUUAAGUACCCAGAAGCAAAGUCCUUUGGAUAGUGAGUGUCCCUUUCCAUCCAGAAGGUCUCAGCAUACUGAUGAUAGUGCCUUGUUAGUGAAUGGCUUUGAGCCUCUCUUUGUCUUUGAGAUUGACAGUAACACCAAUACCAUUAAAAGAAGGCCAGGGACUCGCAAACAGUCACUCUCAGGGUUGAAUCAAGAGAGCUGUGCUACUAGCCUGCCCAAUGCUUCUACCUUCAGUCCUGUCAAGAGUGAUGACAGAUCUACCAUCUCUCCUGGCUCACCUACCACUCAGACAGUCCACCUUUCCCCUCCAUAUCCUGGUCAUGCAGCCCCGCCUUCCUAUAGAAACCCUUCCCAGCGACCUGAGAGUUUCCUUUUCCGAACAGCUGUCAGGGAUGAAGCAAACAAAGUGGUUACUUCACCUUCUACACACGCCUUGUCUCCCGUUAAUGACUGCGCAGACCCCAGAGUCAGACAAAACUCCAAACAGCGUGAAGAGGAGCUGGAGCUAAUAGAGCAGCUCCGUAAGAAUAUUGAAUCACGGUUGAAAGUGUCACUGCCCAGUGAUCUUGGAGCAGCUCUCACCGAUGGUGUUGUUCUGUGCCAUUUAGCUAAUCAUGUGCGUCCUCGGUCUGUUCCCAGCAUUCAUGUCCCCUCACCUGCUGUUCCUAAACUUACGAUGGCAAAAUGCAGACGAAACGUGGAGAAUUUCUUGGAAGCUUGCAGAAGGAUUGGAGUACCUCAGGACAAUCUUUGUUCCCCUUCUGACAUUCUUCAGCUAAACCUCAGCGUUAAAAGAACAGUUGAGACUCUUCUUUCCCUGGGGACAGAUUCAGAAGAAUCCAGUCUUGUCUCCCUUUCCAUUCAGCUCUGGGGCUUUGUGGUGUUUUACUGUACUCUAAUGCUAACGCUCUGUAUGGUCUAUCGCUGGGUCUUUUUUCUCUAGCUGAAGGAUAGUGUCGCUGCUUCCUCCCUCCAGCGCUUGGUAAAGGAUUUGGGGUUUUGUCAAGACCCCGUGUAUGAAGCGCUUUCUUUCCCACUUAUGGGAUAGAGGUAACAAGUACGGUGUGGAAACACACUGGUGUGUCCACACCACCAUCUGUGACGUAACUCACAUUUGUAUUUGCUGUGUGAUAUUUAGCAGAUGUAAUGCGAAGGGGGGAAGUGCUGUCCAUGGGCUAGAGCAAGGGACUGAGGGUUAGGGACGUGUAGGUGCGUGCUAUAGUCUGACUGCUGCUGAGUGAUGUAGCACUGGGAAAACUGCAUUGUCAGUUUGUGCCUCGAUUUCCCUGUCUGUAUAAUAGGAAUUGCACCACUUUGGUAAAUUGCUUCAGGAUUAUCUGAUGAAAAAUGUUAACGAAUGCGAAGUAUUUCUUCUCAACAUUAGUGUUCUUGUUGAGAUCUCACAGUCUUAGGAGACAUGGUCUGAUAAGUUUUGUCCACAAGACUUUGGGGUUUUUUCUAGCUCCUUAUCCUGCUUCUGAGGAGAUACAACUUUCACGUUUGUAGACUCUGGUGUAUUACUUCUCAGUCAGGAUUUUUAAAAUAACUGUCAGUGAAUCCUGAGCUACUUGGGCUUUGUAACAGGUCAAGCAGGAAAUUUUCGGAGAGAGUGAGCUCUUCUGUCAACUCAGAGGGAACUUUUCUGGCACAGAAGGAGAAAACUUUAAGGUUCUAUUGGAUGCCACAGGAUUGCUGCAGCAUUUUACGGUGCUCUGACAAAAACUUAACAAAGGCUUCUUGAGUUGCCACUCAGCUGUAGGAGCCCCAGACUAUGCUUAUUCCCUUCUUCCCGCUAUCCAGUCAUUUUCAGAAACUUGUGUAUCACGCAGUUGCAGAAAUACAAGUCCUGGCUGCACAUACAGUUCCUUCUUCACUGUUUUACAAAACUCAGGUAGUCUUCCACAACACUCAAAGCUUUUCCCUCCCCUGGAGAAGCAUCCUGGCUCAUUAAUGCAUUUCUCAGGGACACCUCCAAACUUCAGGGCCCUCCUCAUGUCAUGUACAAAAGACCAUGUCUCCUCAGAGUGUAGGUCGGUUCAGGGAACUCCGUUCAGAGCUCAGUUACAGGUAAGUGUUAAGUGAAAUGGCUGUUCUGAAUGUUGUUUCAAUAAAUUUCUGCUAUAUCUGAAUAUCCAGUAAAUGGCUUGUAAGCCCUGUCCAAGUGGUGUUAGCAUUCCAGCAUUAGCCUGGCACAAACUCCGAAGCACUGUUUAAGAUACGCAGGAGUUUGGCUGCAGAUGAGGUCACUACCAGUAAAGAUGUGUUGUGUACAUGGAUCUCACAAGCUCUUGUAACAUAAAAUGAGUAUUUAACGAAGGAGCAAGUAGAGGAGUUAAUGCCCUCUUCCUGAACCACACUGUGACUGGCACAAAGCGUUCUGUCCAAGCAAAACAUUUCUGCUGCAAGAGGGGACCUUUGGCAGGGGGGAGAGAUUAUUUUAUUUUUCAACAAGCUAUUUUUGCACUGUUUACUGGUGUGAACUGAAAUGAACUCGGUUCCUAUGUUUCUUAACUUCUUCUAAUGAACACUGUGAUAAAAGCUGCAAGGGGUCUUAUACUAACAGUGCCUUCCAGUCUUUAAAUUUUGUUUGUCAUGGCUGUCUCUGUGGUAUGGAGUCAUUCCAAAGCUUCUCCCCCUUAUCUAUUUGCAUACAUAAGAAAAAUGAUAAAUAUUUGCUCCAGUUUACAAGUAUUUCUCAAAAAGCACAUUUUUUUUUUUCAAAAUAACAAUUUUGCUGAAAGAAAAAUGCAUUUCGGCUUGAUCGUCUGGCUUACUGCAAGAAUUUGUCUGGGUUAAUUUGCUUUUUCUCCACUCUGAGCUUUGUGGGAGGUGUAUUGGCUGCUGUUAUUCUGAAGGAUUUAAUAUCAAAAAAUACCAGUAAAGAUGCAAAGAGUGGAAAAUUCAUAUUGCAGUGGAAAUAACAUGUGAAAAGGGAAAUCUCUGCAGCUCUAUAGGAAGGACACAAUUUGGUUAUUUCUAGAGAUACAGAGGACUGUUGGACAUGCAUCCUGUCUCUGGAUGAUUGUUGUGGGGUGAGGAUGGCCCAGGUGUGCCAAGGAUUUAUGUAGGAUGAGGCUUUAAAUCCACCUGAUACUGAGAAUAGCACAAUUCUUAAUAAACGAUUUGAAACCUCUUUUUGCACUUGGUGUAUUACUCUUACUCUUCAGAAUGGUUGUGGAAGUGACCUGUUAAGUAAGCUGCUUUCUGAAAGGUUAAAAAAAAAAAAAAAAAGGCAGUAGUGACUGGUACAUAAUAUCAGAGGGAUAUUUGCCCUUAAACACUAUCAAUUUCUCGUUGCCUUGAACAGGAGAAAUUACAUUUUCGACAUCUAUUAUCAAAGUUAUUCGUACACAGUAGCAAGUCGAGGGGGUUCCUUCAAAAAACAAGCUUUUUUUUUUUUUAUGCAUCUCCUGAGGAAUUUGGGAAAUCGAGACCAGGCCAUACAUCUGGGCAGAAGGAUCUCAGAUGUGCAACGUCUCCUUACGAGAACUGAUUUUAAGCGUGACAUUUCCUGUUAGCCUUGUUGCACAGUGUUUCCAUGGCACACAUUAGUACUUCAUUCUCUGCCUUAAAGUUGGUAUUCACUUGGUAACUGAACAAGGCUUGCUAUGUGAUGACUCUCAAAAAGUCAAUUAUGUUUGGGAAAGGAAGCCGUGGUUCCUUCUCUCCUCUGCAGAUUCAUGUUGAGGCGAAGCUUUCCCCCUCCUUAAGCCAGUCUAAUUUUGGUUUCAUAAACUGCUACCAUUUAAGUGUGAGCAGAGAUAAAGGAUUUUACUGUUUCGCAGUUUUCCUAUAAUCCUUUUUCAAAUUCUCAUUAUUCAUACACGUUUUCUGUACGAUGCCUGAUAAAUAAACACGAUUAGCCUAAGAACUCUUGUUUUGAGUAAUCACGUUCAGUUCUUUAUUCACCAGUAGAAAUUUCAUUUCAUUUGUGUGCGCGCUAGCUGUCCGUAGCAUUUCAUAUUUCAGUCUCCUUUUGCUUAAUUUUUCGUUUCGGUUGAGUGUUUUUUCAUCCA